Molecule: messenger RNA, 3008 nt
Organism: Coregonus sp. 'balchen'
Lineage: Eukaryota; Metazoa; Chordata; Actinopteri; Salmoniformes; Salmonidae
Source: the annotation of a GenBank genome assembly
GACUAAUUCAGAUGCUUUUGAAGUGAACAUUUUUACCAGUUCGUACUUUGGGAGUAUAGAGAGCGGACUUGCCGGGAGACACAGAACGCGCUAUGCCUAUGAUGCAAGACGCAGCCACGGAUCCGCGAUAACAUCGCACUCACUCUCCCUGUCUCUUCUUCCUGCGUACCAGCCGCACCUUCUUCUUUUCCUCUCACUAUACGGAUUAUUACACGCAAUACCACCACUUUAUUCUCUCCUGAUUUUCGAGAGAGGUUGUCAUUGCUUUUCGCCUUUCUUGAUGAAUCUGAUAAAUGCAUUACCGACUAAUUUCGUGAGAAUUAGGACAUGAUCACAUCGCCCUCGGUGUCUGCUCUGAGCAAUAGUAGUACUCAUCUUGUCUGGGAGAGCAUCGACUCUCGGAAUAACAUCAACAAGCCUUUUCUUCAUUCCGUUCCCCCAUCGGACCAUCUACGGCAAGCUAACAGAGUCCCCAUCAAGGUUUUGAGAAUGCUUACGGCACGAUCAGGACACAUUUUGCACCCAGAGUAUCUUCAACCGUUACCAUCUACCCCGAUUAGCCCUAUUGAGGUAAGAUUUUUUUUUUUAAACAACUUAAAAUAGCUGAAUGAAUGCGUAAAAGUUUAAUGUUUUUGUUGUUUUGUAACCAUUACUAAUAGAAACGGUUAUCCCGGAAUGUAGCACAGGAAACAGCAUAGAAUAAACUACUUAUUAUAUCGAAGUGGAAAUGUGGGCUAUUCUAUUAUAGAGAGUACUGGUGAAAUACAUUUUUAUAAAUGUAGGAAAUGUUAAUCGUACUCUUAGAGCUCGGCUAUUCUCUCGCGUAAAAGCUGCGCAUUGCGCACUACUCUUUUUUGGGGGGUGGGGGGGUGGAGAAGGGCUCGGACAUUCUGUUUGCUGGAUGCAUUUCGACCAAAAGUCUAAUAUUGUUUGAGACUGUUUUUAUAUUUUUUCACUGCUCAAUUUGUAAAUAUCGGUCUUGUUGUUUUCUCUACAGCUAGAUGCCAAGAAGAGUCCGUUGGCACUGCUGGCGCAGACAUGCUCUCAAAUCGGUAAACCGGACCCACCUCCCUCCUCCAAACUAUCCUCUGUUACAUCAAAUGGAUCUAGUGACAAGGAGUCAAAAUCCGGUCCAUUAAAAAUGAGCGACAUCGGUGUGGAUGACAAAUCUAGCUUCAAACCCUAUUCGAAACCGUCCGAUAAGAAGGACUCGUCCUCGGGCGUUUCGAGUGGAGAGAAGACUGGUUUCCGAGUACCUAGCGCCACCUGUCAGCCGUUCACGCCACGGACAGGCAGCCCCAACUCCAGCACUUCUGCCUCUCCCAUGCCGUCAGAGGGGAAGUGUGGAGACAGGGAGGACAAGAAAGAUUCAGAUUGUAAUAAAAAUGGCACAACGGACGGAUCUGGAACCACUAACAGCCACAGCAGGAUAAGCGUGAGUUGCGGUGGAAUUAACGUGGAGGUGAACCAGCACCAGGAGACAACGCCCGGGUCCAAAGCCCCGUCUUCGGAAUCCUCCUCUGUAACCUCCGUUUCCUCAGCUUCCGGACUGGGGUCAGGACUUGUAGCCCCAGUCUCUCCUUACAAACCGGGUCAGACAGUUUUUCCCCUACCGCCUGCUGGCAUGCACUACCCCGGGAGUUUAGGGGCCUACGCAGGUUAUCCCCAACACUACCUUUCCCACGGCGGGAGCCUGGUUAACGCACAGUUGGCCAGCAUGGGCUGCAGUAAGACCGGAUCCAGCCCGCUGGCUGGGGCCUCCCCACCCUCCAUCAUGUCAGCCAGCCUGUGUAGAGACCCUUACUGCUUAAGUUACCAUUGUGCCAGCCACUUAGCGGGUGCUGCCAGUGCCUCACAGCAGUGCCACGACAACGCGAUGAAAUCCGGGUACCACCACAUGUACCCGACACACCUUUUGCACGGCAUGCACUCCUCUCCGCAGUCGUUCAGUGGACACCCUUUGUAUCCCUAUGGUUUCAUGCUCCCCAACGACCCCCUUCCUCACGUCUGUAACUGGGUGUCGGCGAACGGACCCUGCGACAAGCGUUUCUCCUCUUCCGAGGAGCUGCUGAUCCACCUGCGGACGCACACCGCCUUCACCGGGGCGGAGAAGUUGAUAUCGGGUUACCCUAGUUCCUCAUCGUUAGCUAGUGCUGCGGCUGCCGCUAUGGCGUGCCACAUGCACAUGCCGCAGUCAGGAGGCCCUGGAAGCCCCGGGACACUGACCCUGAGGAGUCCGCAUCACGCGUUGGGACUAAGCAGCCGUUACCAUCCGUACUCCAAGAGCCCCCUGCCUACCGGAGCCCCUGUCCCCGUCCCCGCAGCUACCGGGCCAUACUACUCCCCCUAUGCACUGUACGGCCAGAGACUCACCACAGCAUCAGCGCUGGGAUACCAGUGAAACACACUUGACUUUUGAAAAGUUUAUAGUUAUACAAAUGCAAAUAUAAAGACUUUUAUAUCAACGCUCCAUCUAUGGACAGGAUCCGUGGACUGUAUUUAUUUGUGUCGGUUGAAAGCGGACGAUAAUAGCUACAAAUGGAAGAUAUUGAGAGACUCAAAGUGCAUUAUGUUUAAACUGAACUCUAUAGGUAAAAUGAAAACACAUGGUAGAAUACUAAUAAAAUAGAGGUUUUCAUUUUGAUGUUCAUUUGAAAUUGCUAUGAUUGUAUUGUUCUUAUUUAAUGUCUCAUUGAAAAGAAAAUAAUUGACUUGCAUGUUUGUUUCUUAAAAUCCCAAAUUGUCCACAUUUUAAAUUGCCGUUAUUUUUCAGGUGGUAUUUUUUUUGUAUGUAUUCUGGAAAAAUAAGAAACAAUUCUGUUCCAUAUUUCCGUGUGCCUCCUUUUAUGAUAACAACAAUACCUACAUUUUUAACAUGCUAUUUCAUUAAACAAUUUCUGGUUUCAUUAUGAUUUAAAAUGGACAUUAUGAGAUGUGCUGAUUUGGGAAGUUAAUCUUAUUAACUGGUUGCCUAUACAAAAAACUACACCGUUAUUUACAGAGUAGGC